Messenger RNA from Erpetoichthys calabaricus (reedfish), 1235 nucleotides. It is a transcript of the gene ripply1, whose product is annotated as ripply transcriptional repressor 1. The transcript has 4 exons. The coding region runs from base 400 to 885 and encodes 161 amino acids. The record is from RefSeq and is a predicted model, not a curated record. Lineage: Eukaryota; Metazoa; Chordata; Cladistia; Polypteriformes; Polypteridae. Gene Ontology annotation, biological process: embryonic pattern specification; negative regulation of transcription by RNA polymerase II. Gene Ontology annotation, cellular component: nucleus.
GUCAGCUCGUGUCUCGACACGUCGGGGAGCGACAGCUCUUCUGGAUUUGGGGGCAGGCUACUCAUUUUCUCCUAUAAUUAUUCCAGCCCUCCUGCUCCAUAGCCCCCCGCCGGUUUUCCUCACAGAUGGUGUCUAACUUUCCUCCUCAGUGUUAUCUUUAGCCACCUCUCCCGUAACAAAUUUCUCACCUCCCACUGUCGCGCACUGUUUAUUCAACUGGGACACUUUUGACAAGCAAAAUGCAAAAGGGACCUUAGCCAUUAAUCAGAGAAAUGCCCACCUUCCCCCUUUCUGUCCUUGCCUAUAUAAACCCUGGAGAAACCCCCUGACAGCACAGAUUGCCUUCCUGAAUCCGACCUGAGCCGUCAGGAGUGAAGCCGAGUCGGACGAGCGACAGCAAUGGAAUCUUUCGUAGCCAAGCAGCCUGCCUCAGCAGCCGGAGCUCCCAACUACUUCCUGUGCAGCAUCCGUGCCAGCGAGCUUUCGACCAAGAGCAGUAAUUCAUCGCUGUGGAGACCUUGGACUGUGCGUGCAAAAGACGAGGAUAGACAGAUCAGAAGACAGUCGGCAUCUCCCUAUGCCAGACCACCAGGCCUUGAAUACAAUGUGUUAAAUGAAAAAAACCAUGCCAACUUUCAGCAUCCAGUGAGACUCUUUUGGCCUAAAUCUAAGUCAUACGACUACUUAUACAGUGAUGGCGAGAGACUGUUGAAGAAUUUCCCAGUCCAGGCUACCAUUAGCUUUUAUGUGGAGUCAGACAGUGAAGAUGAGGAGGAUGAUCAAGAAGAAGAGUGUGAUGAAUCAGAAAGCGACAGCUGCGAAGCACAGGAAGUUUCUUUAACACAGGGAAAAAUGAUCCCGCGGAACUUCAGCCAGUACAAUUGACUUCGAACUUGUUUCUUGUUAUAUACACCAAAAUUAAUUUAUACCUGCAUACAUUCUUCCUCCAAAAUUGACACUACAGUUGCUUUCUCAGAGAGUGUGUGGGUUUUAUUUUGUUUUCUAAUAAUAAUCCUAAAUUGUGAUAUCCUUCAGUUUUAAGUUCCAGUACUCGACAUUCUUUCAAUUAAUUUAUUUGUCUCACAUUGAGGCCUAAUGUGUAAAUACGUUCAGCUGCAUAUAUUAAGAUGAUAUUUUUGUACAUUAUGUAAAAAAAUGAAAGAUUUAGUUCUUAUGAAUAUUUAUUUAAAUAAAUAUUAUUGAAAAAGUGUGCCAUUUAUUCUAUUCAUCAUUCU